CAUUACCCAUUGACCAAACGACCCCUAAUUUAGGGGCGUGGUCCAAAUUCAACAAAGCCCAAGUCAAAGAUAUAGAGGGCUGGGAGCCUGGGACUGGGAUGACCUAUUGUUUCCGCAUAAAAAAAUAAAAAUAAAAUAAACACUAAUGAACUUAAAAUAGAACUGGGCUGAAAGCCUAAAAACAUUUUAACUGGUGCACAGUGCCAAGCAUAUGGGCCAAUUGAUUGCAAAGAGAUGUGAUGGGAGAACGGGGUCCAGAAGCCCACCAUGGCAGCCAGCUGUUAGAUGGUACUUAUUGGGCCACCGAGCACGAAAAUACGGCUUAGACGCUCGAGCCUCGAAGUCUUUCUCCGCCCUACAAAAUACGCCUUAGAAGAUCACAUUUAUUAUUGGUGCAAAACGGGCGCACAAACAUGAAAUAUAUAAUAAGCAUAUAAUAAUAAUAAUUGACUUUGAAUCCAAUCAAGAAAUAUAUAAUACACAUUUUAAAAUAAUUUCCUCAAGAGUGUAAAUCCAUUUGAAAUUUUGGCCAUACCAUUGACCCGCCAGUCCGCCACUAGUUUACACACAUACGAAUCUUUCAAAUUCCAAACUUUGCACUUGAAUACAAAAGAAAAGCAUAAUGAAUAACAACACUUCCAAAAUAGAAAAUGUGAAUGAAGGGGUUGAUAUUUAAUUAUUUAUGGUGAUGGGGUCACAUGAAAAAAAAAAAAGUUGUGGGGGUAAAGUGGAAAAAAGAGCUGUCAAUUUCACGGCAUUCAUGGAGGAACAACAUUAUGGUGAGAGACUGAGAGGUGGUGGGUGUAAUUUUUUUUUCCACUUUAACCCUCACCUCACUUGUUCAUUUCCCUCCCCCACUUAGGGAUGGCAAUUUCGACCUGACCCGAGUCACCCGAUCUGUUUGACAUGUUUUGGGCGGGAAUGGGUACUUCUCAUCGACCCGACCUGCCCUGACUCGCCCCAUUCUCGACCCGUUCUGGCAUAAGUUACAUGUAAUCUUAGUCAAAUUGUUUAGGAUUUUCCUCUUAUUACAUCAUAUUUUAUGUAUAAUAAAGUUGUAAAUAAGUGAAAAACUCAAUUUCUCCAAUAAUUUACCUACAUUUUUAUCAAAUUAUGGUUUCUUUCUUGGUCUUUUAAUUAAAAUAACGAAUACUUCUAAUGUUUUCGCAUAAAUUAUAUACCCAAUGGGUCGACCUGCCCCGACCCGCGCCCCAUGAUAAAUUACCCGACCCAUACCCGACCUGCCACGGGCGGGAAUGGGUAUCGAGAUACCCGCCCCGGACCUGCCCAUUGCCAUUCCUACCCCACCUCCACUCCCAAAAACUUGUUUGAGGGGACUAUUCAUCUUUUAAUAAAUUUUCCUAAAAAAAAAAGAAGAAGAUAAUCAAACCAAAUAAAAACACAUGAGAAAACCAAUCUAAUACAUCAAUAAUUAGUUAUUUGUGUUUUGAUAAACAUACUACUCAUUAACAUCGAGGCCGAUUCGUUUGGUUUGUCAUUAUGAAAAAAAUUAUUUGAUGAAUCUUGAAAGGGCUGUAACUUGUAAGUAUGAAAAUGAAUAUGUCAAACCUCCAUCCUCAUAUAAAACAGCCAUUUAUAUACAAAUAUAUGAUAAAAUUCCAUUUUCAUAUUAAAAACAAUCAAGUCCUCGUACAAAAAGUGGUUCUGCGUGGAGUAAAUAAUUUUUUGGAAAACUCAUGACCAUUAAAAGAAAACUUUACCAUUGUCCUUCGAUGCUUCUGUGCUCCUAAUAACUCAUUUGUGUAGGACAAAUGAAUUAUAGAAGGAAGAUAAAAAUAAUUAUAACAUGAUUAUAAAUUAAUUAUGAUCUUGUUGAAGUUACCUCAAUUCUAUAAAGGAAUAAGAUUUCAAUAAUUAAUAUUUCUGUAUGAGCCUUUUACUCUAAUCGUGUCAUAACUCAUAGACACAUUUGCUCAAUAACGUUUAGUUAGCAUUAGAGAAGUUAGUAAUGGAUAUUUUAUGUUGAAAUUGUGAGUUAACUAUAGUUCAGCUGUUUUAUAUGACUAAAAUUAUUUGUCGAUUUUAGUUUCAGUAAAUGAUUGUUUUAAUUAGACCGCGUGUACAGUGUACUGUACGAUUUCAAAAAUACUUAUUACAAAGAUCCAUUAAUUACUUGGAUACUAUUAAUUUAACUCCAAUAAUGACGUUUAAUGAUAAGAACCAUAUUUUUUUUGUUAUAUCUAAUAAUAAGUAAACAAUUAAUUAAUUUUGAGGUAGUUAUGGUAGGAUAGGAACAUGUCCACGCAUGUCUUUGAAAUUAUAUAUAAGUAUAACCUUUGGCAUAUUCCAUUCCCAAUCUUCCAUUCGAAUAUUGAAAGAACUCAUUUGAAAAAUCAAAUCAUCACAUUUCCUUUCUACAAUUAUCGGGGUUAAUCAAUUGGAAAAGAAUAAUUUAUUGGAUUAGAGUAUUUAGGGAUGGCAACUUUGCCCAUACCCAUGAGUUUCUCCCUAAAUAAUAUUUUCUCCCUCCGUAUUUUGGACUUUUUUUAACUCACUUUCUGUUGCACUCACCUUCCUCAUAUUUCUACUAUUUGUUUGUAUUAAGUAUUAACACCCUUUUUACGGUAACUACUUGGCUAUUUCUGUAUCUUUGGUACUAUAAAUAUUCAAGAAGACUGAUUACGUACACAGAACAACAACACAUUACAACGUUUUUCAUGGUGUGAGGGUAAACAAUAAGCUUAAAAAUGAGUUAAGCUUCUUCUUGGCCUAUGUACUAGGGAUGGCAAAAAUAUCCGUAACCGUGGAUAUCCGUCCGAACCCGGCCUAAUCGGGUAGGGUAAAACCCGAACCCGAAGGACAUUUAGUGGGUACGGGUAAAACCCGAACCCGAAUAUUGCGGGUAAUGGGUGGGCAUGAGUUUCUCAGUAUCCAACCCGAACCCGCCCGAUUAUACACAUACAUAUGUAUUUUGUCUAGAAAGUCAUUAUUUUUCUCUAACAUAUUUUAUAUUUAGCAUAUAAAUAUAAUAUUUUCAUGAAAUUGUGUUGUUUUAAUUAAUUUUCUUCAUUCUAGUGAAUUAUUGUCAUACUUUUCCUCUUGCGUAAUGUGAGAAUACGUGUGAAUGUUAAUAUAUUAGUUGGAGUUAUGAAGAGAAAUCAUUACCCAUGGAUAACCGUGGAUACCCGAAACCCGAACGAGUAUGGGCAUGGUUUUAAUUUUCUACCCGUUUCAUAUGUGGUAUGGGUAAAACCCGAACUACUUUGGAUAGGGUAACGGAUAUGCACUAUCCGUCCCUGACCCGACCCAUUACCAUCCCUACUAUAUACUCAUCAACAUGACCAAUGAGAAUAUGACAGUGGAGAAGAAGCAGAGAGGAGUAGAGGACAAUUAGGGGGGGGGGGGGGGGGGGGGGGGGGCGUGACUUCAUAAUAAGCUGAGUGGAUCAGGAAGUGUAAGAACAAGAAGAUGCAAGAUAUAGUAGGAAAAUAGAGAAUUCUAGAGAAAUGAAGAAGAACUAAUUAUUUUGACGUUUAUUGUUGCUCUAAUACCUUCUGUUAAUAAGUUGGUUUCGCUGUAUUGUUCGUGAAUUUGGCCACUCACUCUCGUCUUCUCCUACUUUGUGGUGUGAUAAUCAAGACCCGACUUUUAGAAAUCAAAUUCCACUUUCCUAGAGAGCCAAACUCCAACAACGAGUUCAAUACCAUUGUCGAUCAACUCGUUAAUGUCUUUAUGAUCGGCAUCUCAUCUACCUCUUCACCAAUUAUAACCUUCACCUAGCUCUAAAAUUUAACUUACAAGGAGUGAUGCAGAUUUUUCUCGCAUCAUCCUCCAUGUAUACACAGACUCGUCUACAAAUACUAAUCUAUUAUUUUUGUCUUUUUGUACUUCAUAAUUAUACAACUACAUCACCUGAAGACAUAUUCAAGAAAUCUCUACCUACACAUUCAAAUAUCCCCUUGUACAAAGUCUUCAGCUACUUUUCAUUUUUGUCCAUCAAUACUUUACACAGGAUAUUCUUUGCUGCAAAAUUUGGCUAAUUAAUAACUAGGGUUAUAGAUAUAAUAUGCUCCUCUACUAUGGCGUUUUAUCAAACAUGCCCCUCUACUAUUUUUUACAUCAAAUAUAUCCAUGUACUUUGCAAAAAUGAUCAAACAUGCCCUUUUGUUAAAAUUUUCAUCCAAAAACCGUUAACCAAGGCCGAACUUUAGUUUGGGCAACACAAAUGACUAAAAUAUCCCUAAUAAAUUCACUUUAGAAAUUUUUUGGUUCUUUUGUAUAAUCAAAUCAUUCAAAUAAUUUCACUUUGAAAAGACCUAGAGAAAUAAAACAGGGGACAAAACUGACAUUUUCCCUCCCAUUUGCCGAUGUCGGGUCGUCUAAAUCUCAAUUCAACCAUGAUUGACGAUUUUUUCAAUGGAAAUUUUAACAUAAGGGCAUGUUUGAUAAUUGUUUCAAAGUACAGGGGCAUAUUUGAUGUAAAAAAUAGUAGAGGAGCAUGUUUGAUAAAAUGUCAUAGUAGAGGGGCAUAUUAUACCUAUAACCCUAAUAACUAAGAAGCUACUAAACUCAAUGAUUUGUUCUUAAGUAACGUCCAAAUUACCCUCCAAGACUCCAAAGGAAAUCAAAUUACUCGUCCCCACCACCCCUUAUACCCAAAAAUGUGUUGGGCAAGAGAAAAUGAGAGAGCUUAAUCGUGUCAUCGAAUAUGAAAAAAGUGAGAAGGGACAAAAUUAUGCAAGAAAAUAAUAUUCUAGUUGAAAAUGGGGUAGGAAACUGAAAAUGGCCCCUUAAACGACCAAAGGUGACAUUCCACCCAACAUCAACCAAAGACCCCAAAUCAUUGUUCAUCAUUUCCUUUUCUUCUUAUGUUAAAAGAAAGGGAAAGCGAUAAGUGGCUCUCUUUUCUUAUUAAUAUAUUACAUAUAUACAUGUUUUAUAUUAUUGAAAUGCUAGAAAAAUGACAUUUUUGGUUGCUCUCCAACUCCACCAAUCCAAAUUUUAAUAUCUAUAAAUUUACAUUGAUAUAAAAUUAUUACUGUAUUUAGUUUAUGUUCAUUACAUCAAGUGUAUCUUAAAUGGAUACAAUACACUUUCUAUAGAAAUGGGUGUUCAGAUAAGUAAAAAAAAGAAAAAGAAAGAGAAGAAGUGAGUGUUUAGAGAACUUUUCAACCUAUUUUUGAUAAUAUCUGGAUUUGAAUCUCUGUAUGAUCAAAUCUACUUGUUAAAUAUGAUUCAUUUCCCACUCAUUCACCCACAUAAAAGAAAAAACAACUGAUAAUUAAGAAUAAAAGAGCUACAUGACGCCAGGGAAAUAUGUUCUCACAUACAAAGUGAAUGUAUUAGAGAAUCUAAAUAAAAAAACUAUAAAAUUUGAUUACUCAAUAAGCAUAUUCGAAUUUGACUUGUCGAUUAUUUGUUACAAGGAACCGAAUUGAUUCGAUCAUAAAAGAAACUUAUUUCACUCAUAAAAAAAUGUUUAUUGGUCAACCCUAAGACAUAAGAAGUUGCGGCUUGUGAUAGUGAUUUUGUGAUUGUGGAAAUUAAUCUUCACUCGAAUUCAAAAUUUGAAAUUAGAUUCAUAAAAAAAUUGAAAUUAGUGAUUGUUUCAAAAGAAAAACGAAUAGCGAUCUAACCGACCGAACCAAUGAAAGACCUCGGCCCAACCCAAAAACCGAAGAGCGGGCCCGCAGUUUUCAAAGUAGGUAUCCGGCAAGAAAGACCCGGCACCAUCUCCAGUUUCCACCUUUAGCUUCAGUUUUACAGCAAAAAUAAUACUCUCUCCCUCCCGCCCGAAGAACAUCUACAAGCGAAGUCACAGGACAGAAGGAAAUUAGAAAAGCAGAGAGAGUACAAAGGAAGAGCGAGAGAGCAUGCAAUUGCAAACCCUCCUUCUCCCCCUUCUCAGCCAUGUCUCUCCCACUUUUGACCCUCUCUCUUCUUCUCUCAAUUCAAGUCUCCUCAUCCCCUCUCUCUCACCUCCUCCACCUCCGCCACACUUGUUGACUUCCCAUCAUGAUCAUGGCGGAAUCACCAGAAUCACCGUUACCGGGAGCCGGCGGAGUUGGAGCUACAGAGGAGGAAGCUCCGGCGGCGCCUUACGUGGAGAAAGUUCUCGACUUUCUGCGCAGGAGUGGGCUGAAAGAGGUCGAAUUGGCUCUUAAGGAGGAUAUCAUCGAGAAAAACAAAUUGGGUUGUGUCGAUUUCGAGAAAUUCUUGUUCGACCUACCUCCGGUGAGGAUUCCGCCGGCCGCUUUCCAGCAGUCGGAGGCGGGGGAAGAAGACUUAUCCGCCGGCGGCCGUGCUCCUCGUGAUGGGUCGAAUUCUGGGUUUAGCUCCGAUGAUGACUUCGUCAGCUUGGGAUCUUCCACCAGUGGUCUCUGCUCUUCAGAAUUCACUAAUCCGUAUGGACUCCGGUCAGGAUCGCAGCGAGAUUCGGACACUUCCUCGGACAGAAUGUCCCAGUUUGGCACUGCUCGCGACUACCCUGAUUUCGGUAUGCAGAAUGAUCUCUUCUGGUACGAUGGCAGAGGUGAUGGUAGAGGUGAAGGCUCGUUCAACGAUCCGCGCCUGGCCAACUUCGUAGGUGUGAGCGAGGAUAAGUUUGUAAUGACAUCUGGAGCAGAGCGGCAGGUUGAGGAGGACACAGUUGGACAGUAUGACAAAUCUGAAGGGUUUGAGACUGAGGCAAGCGUUGACUUCUUGGACAAACCAUGUCUUUUCGAUGCCACAUCAACUGCGAAAAAAGAUGCUAACAUGGCUAGAUCCACGGUUGAACAGGAUGGUUGUUUGGGGUUACUUUGCAAGUGUUGUGGUGGUGCGCGUGGUGGAAGGGUUUAUGAGAAAGAACCUGUUGAUUAUUUGUACUUAGGAUCCAAGGAAACCGAUGGCUUGAAUUGGUUAGAGCCAAAAGCAGGGGAUUUUGUCAAUGAAAUUAGGGAAGAAGAUUGUGGAAAUGAAGGGAUUAAAGAUCGUGAAGGUGAUUUUGAUCAACUGGUUCCAUUCGGAGUGGAUUAUGAUGAGCUAGGGCGUGAUGAAGUGAGUGAAGCACAAAAUGAAUCACACCAUGAAGUUCUGCCUUCUAAUGAGAGGGAGGAUGCAAUCGAUGGUGAACUUGUCUUGUAUGAAAAUGAUGUUGACGAGUGUGAAGUAUUUGAACUGCGAAUCAUACACCGGAAGAACAGGACAGGAUUUGAGGAAAACAAGGACCUGCCAAUUGUAAAUAACACAGUAAUAGGAGGCAGGUAUUAUAUAACGGAGUACCUAGGUUCAGCCGCUUUCAGCAAAGUUGUGCAAGCACAAGAUCUUCACACGGGGGUAGAUGUCUGCCUCAAGAUCAUUAAGAAUGAUAAGGACUUCUUCGAUCAAAGUUUAGAUGAGAUCAAGCUUCUUAAGCUUGUGAACAAGAAUGAUCCGAAUGACGAGAAUCACAUAUUACGCCUCUAUGAUUACUUUUAUCAUCAGGAGCAUCUCUUCAUUGUUUGCGAGCUCCUACGAGCUAACUUGUACGAGUUUCAGAAGUUCAAUCAAGAAUCAGGUGCCGAACCUUACUUCACUUUAAGCAGGCUGCAGAUAAUAACCCGGCAGUGUCUGGAGGCGCUUGAGUAUUUGCACCGCCUGGGGAUCAUCCACUGUGAUCUGAAGCCAGAGAACAUUCUGAUAAAGAGUUACAGCAGGUGUGAGAUCAAGGUCAUUGAUCUAGGUAGCAGCUGCUUUAAGACGGACACCUUGUGCUUAUACGUGCAGUCUCGUUCGUACCGUGCCCCUGAAGUCAUGCUAGGCCAUCCAUACAACGAAAAGAUCGAUAUAUGGUCUCUCGGCUGCAUCUUGGCCGAGCUAUGCUCUGGUGAGGUGCUGUUUCCGAAUGAUUCAGUAGUGAUGAUCCUGGCUCGGAUGGUGGGGGUUCUUGGUCCUUUCGACAUUGAAAUACUGGAGAACGGCCAGGAGACGGACAAAUACUUUACAAAGGAGCAUGACCUUUAUCAUAUUAACGAGGAGACGGACCAAAUGGAGUACAUAAUCCCGGAGGAGACCACAUUGGAGCAUCAAUUGGGAACUUCCGACGAGGUAUUUCUAGACUUCCUGAGGAGCUUGCUGGAGAUCAAUCCUUGGCGACGGCCAACUGCGAGGGAAGCCCUUCAACAUCCUUGGCUCUCUCAUUCAUACCACCACAGCCACCACUCUUCUACUUGAAGUUACUGACAAAAAGAUCCUUUUUUUUUGUGUGAAUCUUUGAUCGUUGACCACGAGAUCGAUGGACUUGUAUUGUGUUAUGUGUACAGAAAGUUGCGCGGCCUCCUUUUUCUGCUUCUCAUGAUCGAUCUCCCAUUGUUUUCAGAACCCAGAAAAGAUGGCAAUAACAUGUAUGUUGGAGUCAAGACCUAAGCUCUCAUGAAAUGUUUUGACAAAUGACAAUAAUUAAACUAUAGGCUGGAGUUCGUGGGGCCGCCAUGUGACAUGUCUGUAACGUUAGGAAAGGCAAGAGAGAGAGAGAGUCCGUGGGGGUUCCCAGCUCAGUUCUUGAAUGUGCUGUGGCUGUGAGGCAGGGGAAAGGGAAUUUGCUUUUCUUUCUCGAGUUAAUGGAGGAACUAGAUGAUUGUAGCGUCGAAUUUUGAAUUUAGUAUUAGAAUGGUAAUCAUAGACUAACAACACUUCAAUUUCAAUAUAAGAAACACUCAGGU
This is a messenger RNA of Linum trigynum, 8642 nucleotides long. The record is from the annotation of a GenBank genome assembly. NCBI's taxonomy places the organism in Eukaryota, Viridiplantae, Streptophyta, Magnoliopsida, Malpighiales, Linaceae.